This is a messenger RNA of Osmia lignaria (orchard mason bee), 3991 nucleotides long. RefSeq names its product low-density lipoprotein receptor. NCBI's taxonomy places the organism in Eukaryota, Metazoa, Arthropoda, Insecta, Hymenoptera, Megachilidae. The record is from RefSeq and is a predicted model, not a curated record. Gene Ontology annotation, biological process: receptor-mediated endocytosis. Gene Ontology annotation, molecular function: calcium ion binding; hormone binding; protein binding. Gene Ontology annotation, cellular component: apical plasma membrane; plasma membrane; signaling receptor complex.
GAUUAUAGAGUAUUCGAUUUUCUGUUUUUUACGUUUAAUUGGUUGAAACGUAAAUCACGUUAAUUGAAUAACAAAUAUUGAUGUUUUUGUGAAGUUGAAGCGCUAUUAAAAGUAUAAUUGAAUCGUUGCCACCACCGGAAAUGUUAAACGGGAUGUACAUACAAGUUCGAUAUGCUUUCACGUUAUCGUUCGUGACGUAAUCGAAUUUAAAUAAUACGAAUGUCCGCGAGUUGUUCGGCGUGGUAAUGGAAGCGAAUUGAAAGUGCAGUUGAUUUAUUGGAUAAAAUCCACCAAAGUUUUUUCAACUAGUUCAUUGACAUGCCUUGUCCUUUAAGGCAAUUUCGAUGUGCGAACGGUUUAUGUAUACCGAACUUGUGGGUCUGCGACUUAACGGAUGACUGCGAAGACAAUUCCGAUGAAACCGCCGAGGAAUGUAAUGGUACGCAGAAGUGCACCGAUUCCGAGUUCAAGUGCACGAACGGCAGGUGCAUACCCGGAACGUGGCACUGCGAUGGCGACGUAGACUGCCACGAUGGGUCCGAUGAGGAUCCAACACUUUGCAGAACGAAGAAUUGCACCGCGGAACAGUUCACGUGUCACUCGGGGAACGGAGAGUGCGUGGCACUUACAUGGAUGUGCGACGACAAUAAAGACUGUUCGGACGGUUCAGACGAGGCUGAGUGCAAUGACACCUGUCGAUCCGACGAAUUCACAUGUGCAAAUAAACAUUGCAUUCAACAAUUAUGGGUGUGCGACAAUGACGACGAUUGCGGGGAUGGCAGCGACGAAAAGGAUUGCAAACCGACCACCUGCCCUCCUGGAACCCAUUUUGCCUGUUCGCAAAAUUAUUGCAUAACGUCUAAAUGGAGGUGCGACGGUGACUUUGAUUGUCCUGAUCAUUUAGACGAAAUUGGUUGUCAGGAAUAUGCAAACGGAAAACGUCCCAGUCAUUGCAGUAAAAAGGAGUUUGACUGUGAUGAUGAUAUCACUUGUAUACAUCAAAAUUGGGUUUGCGAUGGUGACAAGGAUUGUCCUAACGGUGCAGAUGAAUCACCACAGAGGUGUCACAAUGUUACAUGCAGACCUGAUCAGUUUCAAUGCGAAGAUCAUCAUAAUUGCAUAUCAGGUCAUUUGUAUUGUAAUGGGAAAGCAGAAUGCGCGGAUGGCAGCGACGAGAAAAAUUGCACGAGCAAAACUGUGACCUGCGAUCCAUUGACUCAGUUCGAAUGCAGCGAAGGUUCCUGUAUCCCGAUUUAUAAUGUAUGCAAUAAAAAUCGUGAUUGCAUCGGUUGGGAGGAUGAGAAUACGGAGCUUUGUGGUGUAAACGAAUGCCUGAAAAACAACGGCGGAUGUUCGCAAAUUUGCAUCGAUUUACCCAUUGGUUUCCUAUGUAACUGCAGUGCAGGAUACAGAUUGGUGGAUAACCGAACCUGUGAUGACAUAGACGAAUGUCUAGAACCAGGUAGCUGUUCUCAGUUCUGUUUGAACGAAAAGGGUAGUUUCAAGUGCAGCUGUGCUCCAGGUUAUCUGAAAGACCCUAGAGAUCAUACUCGUUGCAAAGCAGCCGAAGGUCAUGCCAGUUUGCUCUUCACCAGAAGGCACGACAUCAGGAAAGUAGCUUUGGAUCGUCUGGAGAUGACGGAUAUAGUGAAGAACACAAAAAUGGCUGCUGCAUUAGAUUUUGUUUUCCGUACGGGCAUGAUCUUCUGGAGCGACACUAGUGAGAAAAAAAUUUAUAAAGCUCCGAUAGACGAAGGCAAUGAACGUACAGUUGUCAUUGACGAUGGUCUAACAACAUCAGAUGGGCUGGCAGUUGACUGGAUAUACAGUCACAUUUACUGGACCGAUUCCAGAAAGAGUACCAUAGAAUUAGCUAAUUUCGAGGGAAAUAUGAGAAAGACUCUUAUACGAGAUCGUAUACAGGAACCCAGAGCAAUAGCUUUGAAUCCAUUAGAAGGUUGGAUGUUCUGGACCGAUUGGAGUGGCGAGGCUCAUAUUGAGAAGGCUGGCAUGGACGGUUCUCAUCGAAUGGUCAUUGUUGAUAAUGAUGUGAAGUGGCCAAAUGGACUGACUCUGGAUUUGAUAGGCAAGAAGGUAUACUGGGUAGAUGCAAAAUUGAAUAUAAUUGGAUCCUGUAAUUAUGAUGGUUCUGGUAGACGAACGGUUCUUUAUUCUUCUGAAGUAUUGAGGCAUCCAUUCAGUAUUACAACAUUUGAGGAUUACGUGUACUGGACCGACUGGGACAAAGAAACGAUAUUUAAAGCGAAUAAAUUUACUGGAAAAUCCGUGGUAUCUGUCACGUCGCUUCGAACUUUUCAGCAUCCAAUGGUCGUUCACGUGUACCAUCCAUAUAGGCAACCAGAUGGGAUGAACCAGUGUCAAGCAGUGAAUGGACACUGCAGUCAUUUAUGUUUACCCGCGCCAAGAAUUAAUUCUAAAUCUCCUCUUCUUAGUUGCGCCUGUCCAGACGGUUUAAGAUUGUUACCUGAUGGUUUAAUGUGCGUGGAAAAAGUAAGUACAACUGUAACACCUACAACGCAAGAAAUUAGUAAACCAUUCAAGAGACUUGAACCACUCAACGUUACCACUACAACUAUUCAUCCAGCACAUUCAGCGGAUGGAGAAGGAAAGGAUGGUCUUGCAUCUCAGUCGACAGGUCCUGGCUUAGUUGCUGGUAUAGUGAUAGGCGUGGCGUCCUUAGGAUUGUUACUCCUUGCAUUCGUAGCAGUAUUAUGCUAUAGGCAUUAUCUUCAUCGUAAUGUAACGAGUAUGAAUUUCGAUAAUCCUGUGUACAGAAAAACUACAGAAGAUCAAUUUAGUCUUGAGAAAAAUAGGUUUCCACUCCCCACUGCUACAGUUGGAGAAGAGGCUCAGGAACCCUUAACGAGUCCUGGAACUAACGAUUAUGUUUAAGACUCAAUCUGUCAAUGAAACGGGCAACGAAGCAGGCUAUUGAAACAAUGUCGACCAAAUAACGAAAUCAUGUAUAAAAAAAAAAGAAGAUGAAACCCAUACACGUCGAACAAGCCUGUCCAAUAAUAUGCCUGCGUUUGCCCGCCUGCCUGCCAACUCAGCUGUGAUUAUGUUUACUUUUUUUUUUGUACCGUGUCUCUUUAUUUACAAAUUUAUGCAUCUCGUCAUACAAAUAUAUUAUACCUAUGUGCAACAUUUAGAUUUGCUCAAAGGCAUAAAGGGAGAAAUAUCUAGGUGAACUAUAAUAUCGUUGCCAAAUAAGCGUUGAAGCGUCGGUUUUUUCGAGUAGUUUAAUAAGGUACAAUUCCUAUUUUAUAAUGUUUUUUUUCUCUUUUGUUUACUUACAUAGCAUGUAAUAUAUAUAUAUAUAUUACAUACAUACAUACAUACAUACAUACAUACAUACAUACAUAUAUAUAUAUAUAGUAGUAUUUAUCGUUCUACGUGGGGUCACGACUCAAUCUAUGUUUAAUUCAUAUACAUAUAUGUAUAUAUAUGUAUAUUAUAAAGAGAGAAUAUUUUUUAUCUACACGUAAGGUUUUUAACUUGUUAUCGUUUCGCUAUUUAUUCUGUAAGAAAUAUAAUUCUUUUUGAUUAUAAUCUUCAGUUACAUAUUAUUAUAUCAUCGAAAUCACAUGUAUAUAACACACGAAUUCAAAAUAUAUCAUAGAAAUAAUUUUACAAUGAAUUAUUAACAAAUGUUUUGCGAAUUUGUUAAAUUACUUAUAAUAACUGUUUUAAUCGUAACAUUGUGAAAUACUUUAGACUGCCAAAAUGGAAUGUUUUAGAAAUUUAUUAAUACUCUGUAGUAAUAGGAAUUCGUUCCUAAAAUAUGAUCGUCAAUUUUCUUUCAAUAUCUUCUAGAUUUAUGAAUAGCAAUAUUUAAUCCCAGUAAUGCAGCUGAAAGCAGUUGCGUUUGAAGCAUGUAAAUGUUUAACUUGUGUUUUGUACAUUGAAAGUAAAUUUCUCCUUUUAUGUCAUUUAUAAGAAUACACAUAACAAGCAGUGUUUUCUCGCA